Hibiscus syriacus is the source of this 1349-nucleotide messenger RNA. Its product is annotated as FHA domain-containing protein FHA2-like. Lineage: Eukaryota; Viridiplantae; Streptophyta; Magnoliopsida; Malvales; Malvaceae. Gene Ontology annotation, molecular function: sequence-specific DNA binding; protein binding. Bases 187 to 1194 code for a protein of 335 amino acids. Gene Ontology annotation, biological process: regulation of ribosomal protein gene transcription by RNA polymerase II. The record is from RefSeq and is a predicted model, not a curated record. The transcript is spliced from 3 exons. Gene Ontology annotation, cellular component: nucleus.
AAUAAAGUUUUCUUUGGAAUCAACAAUACCCCUCGUAGCCAUGGAAGAUCAGACGAAGAAAAAGGAAAAUUUCAAGUAAAUCCUAAGAAAACCUUCUUCCAGAUUCCGACAGCCUUUUUCAUUAAUUCAACAAUAUCCAUCGCCCAUUCGAUCAGUCAAUAAUUCAAUCGAAAAUCAAAAUCGGCGAUGGGAACGACAGGUGGGAGCGACGUGGAAGCGGGGUUCGCGAAGCUACAAGGCGAAGACUUCGAAUACUACAUGCAAACCUACUCCAUAAUGCUCGGCCGCAACUCCAAGAAAUCCACCGUCGACGUCGACUUGGUCAGCCUCGGCGGCGGCAUGAACAUUUCCCGCCACCAUGCCCGCAUCUUCUACGACUUCACGCGACGCCGUUUUGCUCUUGAAGUCCUCGGAAAGAACGGCUGCCUCGUCGAAGGCGUCCUCCACCUCCCCGGGAACCCUCCCGUAAAGCUCGAUUCCCAGGAUCUCCUCCAAAUCGGUGACAAAGAAUUUUACUUUCUUCUCCCCGUGAGGAGUAUUCUCGGGGGAGUCCUUGCGCCUCGGCACCACGUGUCAAUUUACCAGGCGGCGGCUGCCACAGCUGGAGGGAUGCAGCAUCAUGGUUACCAUGGCGGGACAGAGACAGGGAGAUCAGUGGGUUCUGAGGGGGUGAAGAAAGCGAGGGGAAGAGAGUAUUAUGAAGAUUAUGGUGAAGAAGAGGAUGUUGGGAGUGGCGGGAAGAAGGUUAGGAGGGAAGAGUGGUAUAGUGGGGUGGAGGCCGGCUCCGUAGGAAAGGCAGGAUUGGCGGGAGCAUUAGUUCCGGCAGAGAAGAAGGGAGAGGGAAGAUCAAGAGUUGAUCGUGAAUCCGAUAAUCAACAACUUAUGCAGUUGGAAGAAAAGAAUGUGGUGUCAUCUGUAGCGACUGUGCUUUCUGAUCUUUGUGGUCCAGGAGAAUGGAUGGCCAUGGAGAAACUCCAUGCUGAGUUGGUUGAACAGUUUAGUAGUAUCUGGCAUCACAGCCGAGUUAGAAGGUAUCUUACAUCCGAAGACUGGCCGCGUCCAGAAUCGAAGGGGAAACCAUGGUAUGGUCUGCUUAUGUUGUUAAGAAAAUACCCAGAACACUUUGUCAUCAACACGAGAUCCAAGGGCCGGAUAACCCUGGAGUUUGUAUCCCUUGUGUCUUUGCUUUCAUAGGGUAAUGGUCAUCUUAAAGUCAAAGAAGUUGUAGGGUGUAGAAAAUGAUGUUAAUGUUUCUUUUCUUGAGAACCGCCCACUUUGAGCUCUUAACUGUCUUGUUGUGUAAAUGUAGCUCGGUAGCUGAAUGGCAGAAUUGAGAGUUUUUUCUGUCA